AUGAUUCAGGAAACAAAACUAGAUUGUCCACAAGCAGAAUCUUUCGGUUUAGGAUUUGGGCACCAAUACUCCGCCAGCAAGCAAGUAGCAAUAUCAACAGAUGGUGCGUCUGGGGAUCUGCUAAUAAUGUGGAAACCUACCAAUACUCACAUUGAGGGAGUUGCUUCCAAUAGAAACCGGCUGCUUGUGAAGGUCCUGCUCCACCAAUCAAAUGUUUCCUUCCUACUACUUAAUGUUUAUGGGCCUCCAUCCCCUAUUUUCAGGCACGCUCUAUGGCUGGACCUGGAAAGUGUGAUCUCUCAAUUCCAAGAUCAAAAUCUUCUCAUUGGAGGGGACUUCAAUGCCAUUAGAAGCUUUAAGGAUAAAAGAGGAGGUAUCACUAGACUCAGUAGAUCUCAACAGGACUUUAAUGAUUGGAUAGACAGAAAUGGUCUUUUUGAGAUAGAAUUAGGUGAAAGUGCCUUUACAGGGAACAAUCAUAGGCAAGGUUUUAGCAAUAUAGCAAAGAAAAUUGACAGAUUUUUUUGGUUGGGUGAUUUUUCCUCCUUUCCCUUCACUUUGGAGUGUUAUGUCCUCCCAUAUUCUGGUUCGGAUCAGUAUCUGCUCCUCCUUUCCUCUCAUGGUGAAUCCACUUUUUCUAAACUGCCCUUUAGAUUUGAAAACAUGUGGAUGAAGGAUGCUAAUUUUCUAACUUUGAUUAGUCAUUGGUGGAAAGAAGUUAUCUUUGAGGGAUCUAAGCUUUUUUGUUUUGUGUCCAAGUUAAAAUAUGUCAAAAAACAGUUGUUAAACUGGAACACUUCACAUUUUAAGAAUAUCUUUACUGUAAAAAAGAAUCUAGAAGCCCAGCUUGAAGAUUUGAAUGAAAAGGUCAUUCAGGAAGGAAUGACACAAAAUCUAUUUCUAGAGGAAAAGCAUUUGUUGGCCGAGUAUGAGGAUAUUUUAUCCAAAGAGGAAAUUUUUUGGAAGCAAAAAUCAAGAGAAGGCAAGGCUGGCUUCAAGAUGGGGAUAGGUAUACCAAAUAUUUCCAUAAUGUCACGAGGAUCCGAAGAAAUAUAA
This is a messenger RNA of Cryptomeria japonica (Japanese cedar), 1056 nucleotides long. RefSeq lists its product as uncharacterized. The coding region runs from base 1 to 1056 and encodes 351 amino acids. The transcript has a single exon. Lineage: Eukaryota; Viridiplantae; Streptophyta; Pinopsida; Cupressales; Cupressaceae. The record is from RefSeq and is a predicted model, not a curated record.